GCGGCGUAUGACAAAGUGAGAAAGGCGAAGAAGCAAGCUGCAGAAAGGACACAAAAACUUGAUGAGAAGCGAAAGAAAGUAAAGCUUGAUCUUGAAGCCAGAGAACGAGAAGCCCAGACCCAUGAGAGUGAAGAGGAAGAGAUCAAGAUAACGAGAUCAUUAGAACAAGAAAUAAUACGCCUGCGUGAAGAAGGCUCCCGUCAGCUUGAGGAGCAGCAGAGACUCAUUCGAGAACAGAUCCGGCUUGAAAGAGAGCAGCACAUCCAAGGCAAGGAAGCAAGAAAUGGAGCAGAAAGCAAAAUAACUCCCAAACUCAAACUAAAAUGGAAAUGCGGGAAAGAAGAUGAGACAAGAGGGGGAUACUCAAAAGAGGUUCUGCUGCGGAUUCUACAAAAGUAUGGCGAUGUGCUCAAUUUAUUGAUCUCAAGUAGGAAGACUGGGAGUGCAGUUGUGGAAUUCGCUACCGUUAAGGCCGCUGAGAUGGCUGUGAAGAAUGAAGUUGGCCUGAUAAAUAAUCCUCUAAAGAUUUCCUGGCUGGAGGGCCAGCCCCGGAACAAUCCCAGCACCGUCCUUUCUGACAGCACUGGUCAGCCGAGGACUUCACAGGCAUCAGUGGUAUCAGAACGGGAUUACGAGAGCCUGGUGAUGAUGCGGAUGCGCCAAGCAGCAGAGAGGCAGCAGCUUAUUGAACAGCUCAAGCGGGAAGAUGAGGAAGAGUCUCACACCUAGCAUGAGAGUAUGGAUUCUCCCCACCCCAUCAUUUUCCAUUUCCAAAGUUGUUUCUUAAAUUAAGUCAAUAAACCUCCUUUGUU
Phaethon lepturus (White-tailed tropicbird) is the source of this 812-nucleotide messenger RNA. It is a transcript of the gene DNAJC17, whose product is annotated as DnaJ (Hsp40) homolog, subfamily C, member 17. Gene Ontology annotation, biological process: spliceosomal complex disassembly. The transcript is spliced from 8 exons. The record is from RefSeq and is a predicted model, not a curated record. Lineage: Eukaryota; Metazoa; Chordata; Aves; Phaethontiformes; Phaethontidae. The annotation marks the transcript as partial. Gene Ontology annotation, molecular function: RNA binding. Gene Ontology annotation, cellular component: spliceosomal complex.